AUGGACGUGGAUGUGGAUGGGGAUGAUCCUCCGCCGUUUGAUCAUCAUGAGGAGGAUGGGACUUCUGAAGACGAAAGCGAACCCGAGGCGCCUGUCGACCUCAUGGUCACGUCACGGGCCAGGAGAUCCAAUGCAGGCAAUCGCAUGUCCAUCCUGCUCGCCAAGUCGGCAGAGGAGGAAGAGGAUUGGGGCGAGGAAUGGGAGGACGCGCCGAACGAGGAAGACUUCAAGGGCGAAGAUGCGAACGAGCAAGAGGACUACAACCUGGACUCUUCGUCUUCGGAAGAGGAAGAUGGGGGCGGCGAUGACGACGAAACAGGCGAAAAAGAGCUGCGCAAGGUGGAGCGCCAGGAGCAGACCAAGAAGCGCAAAGCAGUUACAAAUCCCUUUGCUGCCGCGCGAAUGGCUGCCGCCUCACGAAAGAGGGUCAAGCUCGAUGGUGUGCACGCGCAGUCGCCUUCGAUGGCCCCUCCACCGCGACCCAAGAAGAAAUCCGAGAGGGCAUCCUGGAUACCCACCGAAGAAGAUGGACCCGUUCGAGCAUCUUCGCGGAAACAGACCAUUGCAAACAAAGAGUCUACCCUGACUAAGCUGAAGGAGAAGGACAAGAGACGAGAUGAUACCCUGGCCAUGAUGAAGGCCGCCGAGGCUCGAAAGGCAAAGGACGAGCCAAAGCCCUUGACCCAGGCAGAGAGACUUGCUGAAGCUGCACGAAACGAACGAGUGAACAAAAAGACGUUGCACAGGUGGGAAGAGGCGGAAGAGGCGCGGGCUGCCGACAGACAAGCUAAGAUUGACGCCCUGAAGAAUCGACAGAUCGACGGGCCGUUCAUUCGGUACUACAGCGGACCUGCCAUCUAUGUAGACGACAAGCUCAAAUACACGGGGAAAGAUGCACCCUCACUUGAACACCUGGAAGACAAACUCAACAGGAACCUCACUGCGACGGACUCAGAAACCGUCACAGCCGAAUCCGCUGAGCAACCCGUCGACGAGGCAGUCCCCAACGGCCCUAUGAACCAAUACCAAACUUCUACAAACCCACCAUCCAUACCUUCGAUACCAACCUCGUUGCCACCGCAGCAAUCAUCAUCUCAGCAGCCAUGGACUCCAGCAUCGCAGGCAAUUGGCGGCGACGUCUUCAUGGGCGGAGACAUCUUCAUGGGCUCCCACAGCAUGCCCUACCCCAGCAGCAUCAUGUUCACGCCCCCACAAAACCAAGACUCCUUCCUCUACGGCAUCGACCAAUACGCUCAAGCUCAGCAACCCCAAUCCACACCUUCCGACCUCCCACCAAACCCCUUCUCCGCAGCCUCCUCCUACAAUCCCUACAACGCACCCCAACUCCCCUUCACACACCCCCAUCCGCACCCCUCCCUCAGCGACCCCCUCCUCACGCAAGACCCCACCGCCACCCACUCAUCAGUACUCUCCUCCUUCCAAAAGCCGCUCCUCCCCGCGCCUCCCCCACGCAAGAAGCAAAUCCGCCGCGCCCUCCGCAACCUCCUCAUCCUAUCCUCCUUCCCAGACCUCGACGCCCCACCCUCCUCCUCACGCUACAAAUCCACCGCCUCGCUCACAAAAGACAAAGACCGCACCGCCCUCAUCCACCUCUGCACAACCCUCUUCCACUGGUCCCCCGCCGACGCAUCCACAUUCGUAAACGUCAUGCUCGUCAAGCCCGUCAGCAAAAAAGCCGCUGCGGAGCGCGACGCCGCCCUCCGCCCAAAAGUCGUGCACUGCGAAAUCACGAACAAGGUUGCUAGGUACAGGGAUCCUGAGACGGGCAUCGCGUAUAGGGAUGCGAGGGCGUUUGGCGUGCUGAGGGGCGUGGUAGGGGGUGGCUUUGUCUGGAGCGGCGAUUUGGGAUGCUAUGUUGGUGGCAGGGCGAAGCCGCUCGAGAGUAUGGGCGGUAAGGGGUUUUUGGGUAUGCCGCCUGCGGCGGGCGUGCCGAGGAGGUUCUUGGAAAUGAGGAGGAUGGGGCCGCCGCCUAUGCCGGCACUUGCGCCUACACCUACGCCGGCGCCUGCGUCUGCGCCGUCGCAGAUGCCUGUGGUUGAUGCUGCGUCAGAGAGUGCGCGGCGGGGUCCCGCUGUUGUGAAAGUGGAGGAUGUUGCUGGGACGUGA
Dothidotthia symphoricarpi CBS 119687 is the source of this 2127-nucleotide messenger RNA. Its product is annotated as YL1-domain-containing protein. NCBI's taxonomy places the organism in Eukaryota, Fungi, Ascomycota, Dothideomycetes, Pleosporales, Dothidotthiaceae. The record is from RefSeq and is a predicted model, not a curated record. The transcript has a single exon. Gene Ontology annotation, molecular function: ATP-dependent H2AZ histone chaperone activity. Gene Ontology annotation, biological process: chromatin remodeling; regulation of DNA-templated transcription. Gene Ontology annotation, cellular component: nucleus. Bases 1 to 2127 code for a protein of 708 amino acids.